Chara braunii is the source of this 3708-nucleotide messenger RNA. NCBI's taxonomy places the organism in Eukaryota, Viridiplantae, Streptophyta, Charophyceae, Charales, Characeae. The record is from the annotation of a GenBank genome assembly.
GGGGGCGGCCACCUUGCCGUCCAAGUACGACGAAGAAAGCGGAUAUCACCUCUUGGAUUAGUUCCAUGUGGUCAUACUUCGAGGUCAUGCGGACACCGCAGGAAGACCGAAGCAUGAUCAUGGGCACUAAUACUGAGCCCGCCGUACGAAAUCACAUUGAACUCCAAGUUGUUGCUGCAGGUUAUGAAAGAAUUGACCUGACUGAGUGGCUGAAGGUAACCCUUGUACGCGCCCUCGAGGACCUUCUCAUCACACGGUACCAGGAUAAGCAUGCUGUGCUAAAGGCUAGGCUGAAGCUUGAGGCCCUCAAGGGCCAAACAUGGAGAUCCUCCAUGCAGGCUUUGGAACAACACUUUACUGGUCUGUUCACCACUCCAGAUCUGGGAAUGACUGACGUGUCUUGUAUGGAUGUAGUCAUGGGAGUGGCCCCUAAAGAAUACCUCUCCCUGUUAGCACUCAAAGACCAUACCUCCUGGCGAGAGCUCAUGACAGAUCUAGUCAACCUAGAGGCCAAGGACCUCGCCAGGCGAAAGAAGGCGCCCGCUGCUGGUGGAAAACCACAACGCAAGCGGUAUGGAAGCAGCAACCAGCUUGCCCUGCAUGAACAUCGGGAGGCUGAAGAUCAGUCCUAUGCGGAUGAUCUGUCUCUAGAUGACGAUCUAGAGCCGGACUCCGAUAUGGGCUGGAAACAAGCAAAGGGCGUAGAGGAGUCAUCAACACUCUCUACAACAAGGGAAGCUGGAACGUCAGUUGCAGGCCCCUCCGAUGAGCCUGAAUUUGAUCAACACCCUACUUUUGAAGCCCGGAACAACGCUGAAUCCAAGGUUGUUGCAAUUCAUGUGCUAUAUGCUGAGCCUUGGGAGGAGUCUAAGGAAGUUGACUUCCAUGCUCACCUGGAACAUUGGCUGCAGCUCAAGCAACAACGCCGUGUUCAAGGGAGUGUGGAGCUAACCUUCUUUAAACUGCUCAUUAACCGUCGAUACAUCCGCGUGCUGAUUGAUAGUGGUUCAACCACUAAUUUAUUUUCUCCUAACGGGAUUCGUAAAGCGGGUCUGGGAAUGAAGCGAGUGGAACUGCAGAACCCUUGUCAGACCCAAGUGGGCAACCAAGAGGUUGUCACCUCCACACAUGCCGUCAAAGGUGUGAGCGUCACCUUUAACAAGGACCGCACUGUCACACAUGAGCUUAACUUUUAUGUCAUGGACAAGUGCUCGUUCGACGUGGUCAUUGGCUUGGGCUGGUUAAAGGCUCAUUGCCUAAGGACCACGUGGGCGGACAAUCAGUUCGUGGUGCGUGAUGCCAAGGGGAACGAGCAUACCGUCUUAUUGGAUGAGACGCGCGAGUCCCCUGUGACUCUUCUAAGUGCAAACAAAUUCUGCAAAUCAGUGCGCCGACGCAAGGAGGUUGAGCAUGUACAUAUAGCCUUUGUAAAGCCUCUCCAUGUGCCUUCUACUUUUGCUGCAUUUUCUACCUCGGUAAGUAACUCUACUUCUACCACCUCUACUUCUAAUCCAUCUACUUCUACUGUGAAUAAUCCCUCUACUUCUGAUCCAAAUACCGCAAAUCCGGUUGUAAUUGCUGUAAAUUCUCAAACUGAUUUUCUUUCUCCUGACGAGGACGAUCCUCCACCGGAAGUCCCAACAAACAUUCGCCAGCUACUAGAUCGAUUUCCUGAAGUUUUGGCCGAACCUCGUGGAGUUCCCGAGUGUCCGGUCAAACACAAGAUCGAGAUAAUAGAAGGGAGUGUUCCUCCAAAGGGCUGCGUCUACCGUAUGGGACAAGGCGAGUUGGAGGAGUUGAGGAGGCAGAUUGAUGACAUGAUCGAUCGUGGAUGGAUUAGGCCUAGUGAGUCUGAGUUCGGUGCACCUGUCCUGUUUGUGCUGAAGAAAGAAGGCAAACUCCGGAUGUGCAUUGACUAUCGUGGCCUAAACCGGAUCACCCGAAAGAACACGUAUCCCUUGCCUCGUAUAGAUGAUUUGCUAGAUGCUGCAGGUGGGUGCAAGGUCUUCUCCAAGAUCGACCUCAAAUCUAGCUACCACCAGAUUGAAGUUGAUCCGAGUGACCAACACAAGACUGCAUUCAAGAUACGCGAUGGGCUGUACGAAUUCAUCGUUAUGCCCUUCGGUCUUACGAAUGCACCAGCCACGUUUCAGAGCCCCAUGGACAAGGUACUCCGCCAUCAGCUCAAUAGGUUUGUGGUCGUGUACCUUGAUGAUAUUCUGAUUUUCAGCAAGUUCAUGGAAGAGCACCUCAAGCACCUUGAGGAGGUCUUGCAGGUCCUCAAGGAGGCACAACUGCACGUCAACUUAGAGAAAUCUGAGUUCGAAAGGGACAACGUCAUCUAUCUUGGACACCGGUUGUCUGCAAAUGGCCUUGAGCCGGAGGCAACCAAGGUGGAGGUCAUACGAAAUUGGCCUCAACCAGCAAACGUACGCGAACUGCGUUCUUUUCUUGGUUUGGCUUCGUACUACCGGAAGUUUGUGCCAAAAUUUUAUGUCAUUGCUCACCCACACUCAAGACUAACCAGUAAGAAUGUUGUCUAUGCGUGGUGUGAGAAGUGUGAGACUGUGUUCCAAGCCUUAAAAGAGGCAUUGGUGAGUCAUCCUGUGCUCCGCAUUGCGGAUCCCAACCUCACGUUCGUAGUCACUACGGACGCGAGCCAGUUUGGGAUUGGUGCAGUGCUGCAACAAGAUGAUGGUGAUGGCCUCUGUCCGCUCGAGUAUUACAGCAAACGCAUGCCCAGCCACAAGGUAGCUACUUCCACAUACAUGCGUGAGCUCUACGCCUUGCGCGAGGCGCUCACACAUUGGAAGCACUACCUCUUGGGUCGCCACUUCAAGGUCUACUCAGAUCAUCAGACCUUGCAGUGGAUUAAGACACAAACUGAUCUCUCUCCUAUGCUGACCUGCUGGUUGCAUGACAUUGAUGUGUACAAUUUUGAAUUGAAACAUAAGAAUGGUGGUUAUAAUCGCGUUGCUGAUGCUUUGUCGCGUCACUCUGAGUUUUUGACUUGCCUUGUGGGUUCGUAUGACCUCCAAAGGAAACUGAAGGAGGAUCUGGUCGAACACACCGCCAAGGAUCCGGACCUUAGUCCCAUCCUUGAGCAGCUCAAGGCUGACCCUAACAGUCAACCCGAUUUUCAUGAGUGUGAGGGUCUUGUAUUCCGCCGGUAUGGGAAGUUUGAUCGUUUGUGUGUACCCAACCAUGCGCCUCUCCGGACUCAUUUCUUGGAUUUGGCACAUGGUCGGAGAGGACACUUCGGCUUUGAGAAGACUUAUGGAAGCCUUCUGCAGCAGUUUGAUUGGCCAGGAAUGAAAGGAUCCGCUCAGAAAUUUAUUGUUGAAUGUCAGGUAUGCCAAAGAACCAAAGUCCACAGGCAUAAGCCUUAUGGUCUGCUGAGACCCCUCCCCAUUCCGGAUGGACCCGGUGAGUCGAUUUCCAUCGACUUCACAGACAUGGGAAAGGUGAGUGAGGCUGGAAAUUCACAAGUCCUGGUCAUCGUGGACCGUAUUUCCAAAUUUCUAAACUUGAUUCCUUUCCCUCCCCAUGCCCCGACUGAACUUGUCAUUGAAGAAUUCCAUCAGCAGUACAUUCUGCAGUUUGGCGUCCCGAAAACUAUUGUGAGUGAUCGGGACACCUGAUUCAUUAGCAAAGAUUGGAAGGACUUCACCUCUCAGAUCUAUGACAUUAAACUGAACAAGACUUCUA